AUGGCUGAACUUUUUACUGAAGAAGUAGUAACAAUUAUCUUCGGGCCUAUUAUCCUCGAUUUACAGAUUGACAUAAUGCCUCAGGGCAUUUACAUGUCUACAAAAUUACAUUUUUCUGAUACUUCGCCAAUAAACAUCAGUUAGAUCUUAAAAAAACAAGGGGACUUACUGUUUUUGGUAUCCUAAAAUUUUCUUUCGUCAUUAUAAGAUGAAAAAAACUCUUUUAGAUAAGUAAGUGUGGAUUCAACAAAGCAUAGCAAAGAUAGGAGAUUAAUAAAGCUAUAGGAGUGUUAGAAUUAAGAAAUUAAGGCCAAAGUGAGGAGUUUUGAGGAAUCUAAAAUUAAAAUGGUAAUGUACUGCUCUGAACAUGUGAAACACAUGUUGGAAAAGCCAUAUGCUCGUUGA
Messenger RNA from Stylonychia lemnae, 405 nucleotides. The record is from the annotation of a GenBank genome assembly. NCBI's taxonomy places the organism in Eukaryota, Ciliophora, Spirotrichea, Sporadotrichida, Oxytrichidae.